AUGAACAUCCUGAAGCCACUGUUGCCGACCGAUCGGCAGCUGCUUUGUGUGGUGUUUGCCAUUUUCAAGCUGUUUGGAUUUUUUCCUUUCCCAUUCGACUGUUACGCGAUCAAAUUGGUUCCCUCCGGAUGGGUUAGGGCAUUGCUGCAUCUUCCCGUGCUACAAAUUCUAAGCUACAUCGGCCUGACCUGCAUUGCGAUCGAAUAUCGAUCGUAUAUCUUCUAUAGCCAUUUGCAGAUCAUCAGCAUGAACGAUUUACUGAAGUUCGGGUCCCAAAUCAUGGCCAUCUAUGUCAUAUUCAUCAACACCAUCCUGGAGCGAGGUGUUCAUCGGGAUGUUUGGCGAAAGCUUGACACCGCCUCUAACUACAUCCAAAGAAGGCGCAUCCAUCGGUUCUUCCGAAGGUACCUGUGGAAAUUCUACGGCUACGUCGCAUUCAGUGCGUUGAUCGAGGCGCGCGUAGCGUACAACUCCUUCGACACGCCAGAGUUUUUUUUGUACUGGAAAGUGAUUGUUUGUAUUAACGUCUUCAUUCGACUGCGCCAUCUCUAUCACUUGUUCUUCAUUGACGCCCUGAAAGUGUGCCAGCAGCAGCUACACGUUGACUUGCAGGAAGUCUGCGAGUACAUACGCAAUCUGCAGUUGAAUCCACCAACUGAACCAUCUGAGUACCGCGAGGUUUACGAUCGUGCUGUCUCCCGAUUGCUAAAGCUGAAGACAGCCUACGGCGACCUGUGGGAGCUGUGCGAUUGCAUAAAUCGCAACUUCGGAUGGUCACAGAUCUGUAACUUUUGCACCAACUUCGUACAGCUGUCCUGCGAUAUGUACUGGUUAUAUUUGUCCAUCAAUGGUUUAUUUAACGGCUUCAAAGACAUCUUCAUAACGCUGCUCCCGACCGCGUGUUUAAUUUGGAUUCUCCUCUACUCUGCCGAGUCGUGCCUUCGAGUGGCAUCCUUGCUGAAGAUGGAUCUCUUGGAAAUUCCACUGGGAAACGAUUCAACGCUUCGCAAGAUCACGUAUCGCUUUGGACUGCAGAUCGAUCAGCAAAAGAUUCGUCUAACCGCUCACGAGUUGUUUGAAAUUAACUACUCUCUUCUAAAAAUGUUCGGGACAGGAAUCACGACAUACAUGAUCAUAUUCAUCACCUUCUCGAAGGAAAUACCGUUCAAGGAGUUGGAGGAAGAAUUGAGCUAUGAAUAG
This is a messenger RNA of Anopheles nili, 1200 nucleotides long. RefSeq names its product putative gustatory receptor 39b. The record is from RefSeq and is a predicted model, not a curated record. Gene Ontology annotation, cellular component: dendrite; neuronal cell body; axon. Gene Ontology annotation, biological process: sensory perception of taste. NCBI's taxonomy places the organism in Eukaryota, Metazoa, Arthropoda, Insecta, Diptera, Culicidae. The coding region runs from base 1 to 1200 and encodes 399 amino acids. The transcript is spliced from 4 exons.